This is a messenger RNA of Humulus lupulus (European hop), 3158 nucleotides long. RefSeq lists its product as uncharacterized. Bases 181 to 2571 code for a protein of 796 amino acids. Gene Ontology annotation, molecular function: mRNA binding. NCBI's taxonomy places the organism in Eukaryota, Viridiplantae, Streptophyta, Magnoliopsida, Rosales, Cannabaceae. The transcript is spliced from 11 exons. Gene Ontology annotation, cellular component: nucleus. The record is from RefSeq and is a predicted model, not a curated record.
UUACCGAAGACUUUCCAAAUUACAUUUUUUUCCUUGUUCUAGGGUUUUUCUCUGUUAGGGUUUCAAAUCCGAAUUUAAGCAAAUUGAGUGGAAAAUUGUUCGAUCUGACUCGGCUUAGUCAAUUUGGGGUUCCGGUUUGGGAUUGUUUUUGUGAAAUUUGUGAAUUUUGAUAGUGUUACAAUGCCACCAAGAACGGUGAAGAGAGGGGCUGCUGCGGCGGGGCCGAGGAAGACGGUGAGAACCACGAGGGGAUCUCAAAAGACUCAAAAUCAACCUGUGCUGGAGGCUCUUGAGGAGUCGGUCCGGGCCGAAGAGGUCCCGGUUGCGUCCGUGGAGAAAAAAGAGGAAGUCAAGAUUGAAAAGCCAGUUAUCACUCAGGAAAAACCAUCACCUGCUGUUGAGAAGAAUCCCGUUGCUGUCGUUCAGAAGGCUUCUGAUAACAAAUCGGAAUUGAAAUUGGACCCCAACGGGUUGAGAAAAGAAGAUAAAAUGAAGGAAUCUGCGGAUGAAUAUGAAAAAGAUGAAAGGUUAGACCUGGAAGAUAAUGAACCUGAAUAUGAAACUGAAGAAUAUGGUGGUGUUGAUUAUGAUGAGAAGGAAACUGAUCAAGAUGAUGUUCAAGAGGUGGUUGAUGAUGAAGGGGAAGAACAUGAGGAUAACUUAGAUGAAGAAGAUGAGGGCGAUAUGGUUGAGGAGGAGUUGGAAGAUAUUCAUGAAGAACUUGAGGGAGAAGAGUAUGAGGAGCAUGUUGAGGAGGAGCAGGAGCAUGUGGAGACAGUUGAUGCUGAAGAAGAUGAGCACCAUGAAGUUGUGAAGGAGAGGCGCAAGCGCAAGGAGUUUGAAGUUUUUGUUGGUGGCCUUGAUAAGGAUGCAACUGAGAGCGAUCUUAGAAAAAUAUUUAGUGAAGUUGGUGAAGUUACUGAAGUCAGGUUGAUGAUGAACCCUCAGACCAAGAAGAACAAGGGGUUUGCAUUCUUGCGUUUUGCUACAGUGGAACAAGCAAAACGAGCUGUUCAAGAUCUCAAAAGUCUAGUGAUAAAUGGAAAACAAUGUGGUGUAACUCCCAGUCAAGACAGUGACACUCUUUUUUUGGGUAACAUUUGCAAGUCAUGGACUAAGGAAGCUCUGAAAGAGAAGUUGAAGCAUUAUGGAGUUGACAAUGUUGAGGAUUUGACAUUAGUAGAGGAUAGCAACAAAGAAGGCAUGAAUCGUGGAUUUGCCUUCCUGGAAUUUUCAUCUCGUUCAGAAGCCAUGGAUGCCUUUAAACGUCUUCAGAAGAGAGAUGUUGUAUUUGGAGUUGAUAGGCCUGCCAAGGUUUCUUUUGCAGAUUCGUUCAUUGACCCGGGUGAUGAAAUUAUGGCACAGGUUAAAACUGUAUUUGUGGAUGGCCUACCUGCAACAUGGGAUGAAGAUUGUGUUCGGGGGCUUCUUAAGAAGUAUGGGGAAAUUGUAAAGAUAGAGCUGGCUAGAAAUAUGCCAUCUGCAAAGAGGAAAGAUUUUGGGUUUGUUACUUUUGACACUCAUGAUGCUGCAGUAACAUGUGCAAAGAGCAUUAACAAUGCAGAAUUAGGUGAAGGAGACAACAAGGCUAAAGUUAGGGCUAGAUUGUCAAGACCACUUCAGAAAGGAAAAGGAAAGCAUGCUAGUCGUGGGGAUUUUCGGUCUUCACGGGCUUCUGGGCGAGUUUUCAGGGGUUCUUGGGGUCAUCCAUCAUCACGUAGUGUCUCCAUGCGCACAACAAGAGGUGUUGCAAGUCGUUUUCCUCCAAGUAUGAAGAGGCCUCUAGGAUAUAAAGAUCGCCGACCUGCGAUGUCUGUGCCAUCAAGACCCAGGCCUUUGCCUCCUCCAGCUAGGUCAUAUGACAGGAGAGCACCUGUACAAUCUUAUCCUAAGAGUAGCUUGAAGAGAGAAUAUAGUCGACGCGAUGAGAUUCCUCCUCCAAGAAGCAGAGCUGUUGCGGAUUAUAGUUCCAGGGCUGUCCAAGAGAGACGGCUGUCAUAUAGAGAUGAAUACUCUUCCCGUGGUCCUGGCUACUCUGAUCUGCCUAGGAGUACAUCGCGAACUUCAACAAGGAGAGCUUAUGUCGAUGAUGGAUAUGGACAAAGGUUUGAUAGGCCUCCACCUCCUCCUAGUUAUCGUGAAGGCGGGCGUGCACGUGAUUAUGAUUCUGUUCCUGGGUCCAAACGUCCAUACUCUGCUGUGGAUGAUGCCCCUCCUCGUUACAGUGAUGCCAGUGUUCGCCAAUCGAGGGCACGCUUGGACUAUGAGUAUGGUGGUAGUGGUUCUCAGUAUGGGGAUGCCUAUAGUGACAGACUUGGACGUUCUAAUCUAGGAUAUAGCAACAGCAGAACAAGUCAAGACUCACAUGGGAUGUAUAGCAGUCGUCAGGGCAUGGGUUAUGGAGGGGGUUCCUAUGGUGGUGGUGAUGGAGUAUACUCAUCAAGCUAUGGCAGUGAAUAUAUCUCUCGUGGAUCUGAUGUUGGUGGCUCAUACUCAUCCAUGUACUCAAGUCGUGGUGUGGGAGGGAGUAGUUAUAUGGGCAGUGGUGGUGGUUCUGGUUCAUACUACUGAGAAGUAAAUAGCUAUUGGAGUUUUUAUUAGUACUUUCUACUGGGGAUCUCAGCUACUGAAGGCGGGCAUAUCUAUUUUGCUUAAGUGGUGUGGUUGGUGAAAAUGGAGCAUUAUGGUCACAAGUGAAUUUGUCUAUGGAACAGAUCUGUGACAUACAAAGAGGCUGCUGUAGGAUGUGGACUUUUGAUGCUAACGUUAUGAAGAAAGAACCCUUUCAAGUUUAAUUGCUUCUCUAUAUAUUCCAACUUCCAAGAAUUCUUCUUUAAUAUAAAGGGGCUGUAUUGGUUCAACCCUGCUUAGAUCUCUACAAAUGUGGAAAUUGUGUCGGAUCAUAAUUGUAAUGCUGUAAGGACGCAUGAACAUUUCAAAGAUGAAACCAAGAAGUGCUAUGUUGAUAUUUAUGAAUUUCAUCUUCUGUUUUAUCUUCUAUAAGAACUCCACUAUUGGACAAUGUGGAGGUUUGCUUCAACAUCUGUUCUUUUGGACAGUAUUAUCAGAGGUUCGAGGAUUUUCUGUAUGAUUAAGAUUCUUUUGGAUAUUUGUUGAACUGGUUCUUCUGGAAAGGUUCUAGCUUUUUUUGGCCACUA